AUCGAGCUCGUUUUCAAACAAAUUCAAAACAAAAAUAUAAUUUGUUCUUCUUUCUUCUACAGAAAAAGUAUUCAAACUGAAUAACCAUCCAGUUGAGCAAAAUAAAGGAAUCAUGGAAGGCGAUAAUAUCGCUGUGUUAUUAGCGUCAACCCCAGGUAUGGAAGGAGUUCAGAUGGUUGAAGAGGGACCAAGGGUAUGUCCAUUAUGCUCAUCACCAAUUAAACUAUUCUUUAUAAACUACAAUGAGAAACUGCUAAUGUGUGAGAACACAGAAUGUGAAUUUCCUUUUGGUUAUGAAGAACUGCAGUUUGUGCAAGUGGAUAGUGCAGAUAACGAAACAGGGUCGAUUAAAAAGCGACAUUUCUUUUCAAACUCACGCACAUCAACUUCAGGUAUAUCUGUUACCGAUGUAGAUAAAUUAUACAAAGCAUACGAUUCAGACGACCAAUCGGAAACCUCCUCUAUCAAUAUGUUCUCAAAACCACCUCUAAAAUCGUAUAACAGAGACCACAGAAAAAUAGAGAAAGACAUGGAGGAUUUGAAAAAAAUUAACAAAGAAUUGGCUGAAUUGAACAGCGAAACGAAAAUUACAAAUAAAACGAUACACAAUCAAAGAAUGAUCAGGAAUUUGUACAAAUUGCAAGAACCGUCAGGUGUUAAGUUAUUGAAGCCACAGGAAUUGCAGAUUAUAAAGAAGAAAGAAGCAGCGAAACUGCAGGACGUUAAAAUAGAUAUUGAUAAAGGGAGUGAUAUAUCUGUUAUUAAAAUUGAGUUAAUUAGUACUGAGAAUAGUAAUGAAUGUGACGAUGAUGAUGGAAAGUAGUGAAUUGUUUAAUUAUUUAAUCGUCAAGUCUCAAUCAACUUAUUACAAAACAUAGACAAACUAUAAACCAGGUCUAAAAUAUAUCUAAACCAUAACAAAACAUGUUAUAGUGUUAAACCAUAGACAAGGACUUUAAACCUCUGUACUGAAGUUAAGCCAUGAAUAUAUAGUCUGCAUAUAAACCAAGUCUUUUUAAGUUUUGACACAGAAUACAUAAUAGUAGCUAAACGCUACAGAACGGACACUCUCCGCCUCCCGCCAAAAUUAAACACUUACCUCACCCCGCACGAUCACGCUAUAGAUGGCCCGCAUUUUUCCGUUAGGACAAUACGCAAUGAAGAUUGACAACAUUAAUGAAAUUGACUUAAAGUAAUUUUAUUAUUUUGGAUUUGUGAUUAUCGUUUUUCCUAGAAAAUGGUUAGAUAUUG
Messenger RNA from Colias croceus (clouded yellow), 1251 nucleotides. RefSeq lists its product as uncharacterized. The transcript is spliced from 3 exons. Lineage: Eukaryota; Metazoa; Arthropoda; Insecta; Lepidoptera; Pieridae. The record is from RefSeq and is a predicted model, not a curated record. The coding region runs from base 113 to 823 and encodes 236 amino acids.